AUGCGGCGGAGUCGUGUGCCGCGGUACUACUGGUCGCGGUACCGCAUUCCGACGCAGAUGCCGAAGUUCGACGGCCCCGCCCCGGUUGCUGCGCCGCAGAGCAUGAACAGCACCAAGACGAACGAGUUCAUUGAUCCCAUCGACGACAAAUUCCCGCUGAGCAUCCGCGGCCCGCUGGUGCGGCCCGACGUUCCGGAGGAGCAGUACGUGGACAGCUGGUACGUGUGCACGUCGAUGACGCACCACCUCGGCGACUAUCGGCCGUGGAGCGCCAGCGCCCCACCCAACGCGUAUCGGUUUCGCCCGCACAACGAAUUCGACGCCAAGGGCAGGGAGUACGUGCAGUACAUGCGGCAGUUCGCCCGCCACGACCCGCGCAAGACCCGUGGAAAGGGGCAAAUGGGUUUCCCCUUUCGCGACGCCUACCUCACAAAGAUGAAUGAGGCCAAUGGCACCACGCCGCCCCCCACACUGGAGACCGUCAUGGACCGCGCUGUGAAGGAGCGGCACCAGCACACGCGCGUGCUGACGCCCAUGCAGGUACAGCGCGACGUGGGUCGCUUGGAGGCCCCGCUGCCCUGCGCCGGCAACAUACCCGUGGACCGCGGCCAGUUUCCAUUUCGCUGGAAGACGGAGGACUGGUACGAGUACGAGGUGGCCAAGGUGCGCAACAAGAGAUUCGUCUUUGAGAACACCGAGGAGGACGGCAUCCGCGGCUCCGAGGUAACCUACAAGAUUGUUCUGGAGGGCUUCUGGGACCACCACGUGAUGAAGCUGGCGGAUGACGUCUGCAUGUUCCUCCGGGAUGUGGGUCGUCAAAUUGCCGAGGAGAAACUUGGCGCGGUGCGGUGCGCCAUGGAGGGCCUGUCGGGUGGCGCCGUCGAUCCGGAGCUGCUCGCCACCUUCAAUGCCGCCCGCAGGGGCCCAUUUGGCCGCCCCGACGAAUACGACGCGGAGGAAGUGGCGAACUUCGUGCGGGCCGACCUGAAACGGCUAGAGGAGCAGUGUCUGGGUGUCAUCAACCGCUGCAAUGUGCCGGUGCCGGGCGCCACAAAUUUGUACGACCCGCAGCUCUCGUGGCCGUACGUGGAGAAGCUGGAGCCGUGGGUGCGCAUGGCGGAGUUCUGGACCUCCGCCUCCGACACCUCCUUCACAGAACUCGAGAUGUCCACCGCACAUUACGAGUUUAGAAAAUAUUUCCGUGUCAUUGUCUGCAAACUGCCAUUUCAGAGUACCGAGUUUGAAAAACGCAUGUAUGACAUAAGGCACUGGCUGCACCGACAAACCACGUGCGAGUUUCACACCAUUUAUAGGAGGAACGUUAUUCAUGAUGGCGCCGUGUUCCCGACGGAACACGACCCCGCCACGCCCACGACACACGAGCACCACCGCAUGUUUUCCUUUGCCCUCGACUGGCAGAGUGCCCCGGUGAAUCGCCUCAGUGUGAGCACGGUACUGGAGGGAGAGGAUUGGGGGAGGGCGGCGCAGCGCCUCGGCUGCGGUGUGGAGGAACUCAAGAAGGCGAACCCGGCGCUGGAGACGCUUGAGGCAGGUGCCCCCCUCAACGUUCCAGGAGAGGCUUCACGUAGGCUGACGAGCUUCGGUGCGGCGCCGCGCGUGCUGUCGCUGCAGGCCGCAAAGGAUGGGAGGCGCAUUCGCAGUUGGGACGAGGCCGCGGCUGCCCUCGAUUGCACCGUGGAGGAGCUGCAGCAAGCCAACGGCAACGCCGCACUCACCUACAAGCAGAGUAGCGAAAGUGGCGAGGGCGGCGAGUUUGAUCCAUCCGUCACGGAGCUGAACGUCCCCCCCUCCUGCUGGAUUUCAACCCCGGAGGCGGAGUUCAGCCCCAUCGAGCUUGUCUUCUCUGGCGACACCCUUGCCACCAUUGCGCGGCGGCUGCAAUGCAGUGAGGCGGCCCUGCAGAGGGAGAACGAUGGGGUGAGUGACGUUAGCCAGCUCCGCUUCGUGCGGGUGCCAGCCGAGGCGAAGGCGCCGAGACGAUUGGUGGAGCCGCAACUCCGCCCACAGGCCGCAACGGAGGCGCUGCUAACACGCACCAUUGCGGAGGAAACGACAUUUAAAGUCAAAAACAUUCCCGAUCUCCCGUCAAACGCGCAGAGGUUUCCACACGAGUACCACACCCCGACCUCGCGCUUCCCAACAACGCCAAAGGAAACGGAGUCGGAGAAUGACUGGAUGUCCUACACGGCAAAGUACCUUGACAAGCAGUUCACGCACCCGACCGAGCCCACGCCGCUGUACAACGUGAACAAGCUCUGGCCCAUGCAGCAGGUUCCUGGCAAGGUGGACCAGACACCCUUCGAGGAGGACCAGACGUGGCUGCUGAAUCCUAUCCCUGUGCAGCAAAUGGAACAACACCACCCCGAAAAGGACUUGCAGGACCUUCCGUUUGUCAACCACGAACAAUUCCCACGCUCGCUGGAGUGGACUGCACCGUAA
Molecule: messenger RNA, 2460 nt
Organism: Trypanosoma conorhini
Lineage: Eukaryota; Euglenozoa; Kinetoplastea; Trypanosomatida; Trypanosomatidae
Exons: 1
Coding region: 1-2460 (819 amino acids)
Source: RefSeq, a predicted model, not a curated record